UCCUCUUCUCCUCUUAGACCCACUCUCGACUCUUCUCCUCUCAGACUCAGUCUCGGUUAUUCUCAAUCACUCUCGCCCAGAUUUCUCACCCGAUCUCUCUGUCACUCUCUCUUUCCUCAACCGCUCUCUCUCUCAGCCGCUUUCUCGCAGUUUCACUCUCUCUCUCUCUCUCUCUCUCUCUCUCUCAGCCGCUCGUCUCAGUCACUCAGCCGCUCGUCUCAGUCACUCAACCGCUCUCGUCUCAAUCACAAAAUCACUGUCUCUCAAUCACUCAACCGCUCUCUCAGCCACUCUCUCUUAGUCACUCAGCCGGUUUCGCUCUCUCUGAGUCAUUCUCAGUCUCCCUCUCUCGAUUUUUUUCUGUUUCAGAAUUUAUUUGUUGAAGGCUAAGGAAAGGAUUGGCUUGCUUGCUGCCCUCCAUUUGCACAUAUCUGGCUCAUCAACGAUGGUGAACGAUUUAUUGGAGAGGCAUUUCAUGGCAUAUUCUGAAGGGCGUGAUUUCAUGUUCUGCGACUUGUGCGGGACUACGCUAACAUUGAGUUCAACUAAGCAUGCUCAAUGCCCCUUGUGCAAGCGUAAGAUAAGUGUGAAAGAAAUCUCCGGAAGACAAAUAUCUUACACAGCCACUGCUGAGGAUAUUAGAAGGGAGCUAGGCAUAUCAAUAAUUCGUGAAGAAAAAGUGCAAUUGCGAAAGACAGAUGCUAAAACAUGUGAAAAAUGUGGCCACAAUGAGCAUACAUAUUAUUCCAGACAGAUGCGAUCAGCAGAUGAAGGAGCAACUACUUUCUAUGUGUGCACUAAUUGCCAGCACCAGUUUACUGAGAAUUGAUAUGUCAGGUUAUAUAAUAGACUACGGGGAUCAAAAUGUAUGCGUUAUGUCACUAACAGAAAGCGUGUUCGUAAUUGAGUGUUGCGUAGACAUGUAGGAUAUUUAAGAUUUCUCUGAUAUCAAAUUUUAAAGUUGUACUGUACAUAGGAUUAGAAUAGAGUGAGUCAAGAAUCUUUAUAUCCUAUUUUUGCACCAAAUGUUAAUUGCAAAUUGUUU
Prunus mume (Japanese apricot) is the source of this 1045-nucleotide messenger RNA. The record is from RefSeq and is a predicted model, not a curated record. NCBI's taxonomy places the organism in Eukaryota, Viridiplantae, Streptophyta, Magnoliopsida, Rosales, Rosaceae.